GUGGUGUACUUUACCGUCGCACUGGUCCGUCCGUCGGCGUGUGUUGGUGUGCGUGCGUAUUGUGCGUGCGUGCGUGUUGCCAGUCGACGCCGCCUCCGACAGUCCGACGUCAGUGUGCCGCCGCCGCAGUAGUAAACCGUCGUCCUUCCCCCCGCGCGCACACACUUUAUUUUCGCGACACUACAUAUAUACGUUACGGUUUUUUUUUUUUUUUUUUCCUCUCUCGUUCCGUCUUGUUCCGGUCGUUUCGUCCGCGCCACCACACACCACCGGCCACCCGAACGCGGAAUCGUAACAUGUCCUCCUGACCGAACCGACGGGACGCGACAUAUUAUCAUCUCGAUCGAGACACUGCCGAUAUCGCACCCGAGCGUCGCGCAACAACACACUUUUCGCCUGACAAGCGGCGGCGUGAAGCACAGCCGUCGUCGAUCGAUCCGGAUCUCGCCACCUCUUCUCCCCCCCGCCCGCCGUCAAGGGGCAGCGCUGUUCUUGUACAGAUAAGUAAAUACUAAAAAUAUGGCUGACAUAGAAGCUGAACCACCACAGAGCAAUGGUUAUGCAAAUGCCAAUGAUGAUGAUGAUGAACGUGGAAAAAUGAGACCAGCAGAUAUUGAUGCUGAUGUAAGAGAAAUGGAACGACGGAAAAGAGUAGAAAUGAUAAUGAAUUCUCGUUUAUUUCGUGAAGAAUUAGAAAGAAUAAUUGAAGUUCAAAUGAAAGAUGGUGGUUCUGUUCCUGCUGGGCUUUUACAACAAAUUUCAGAAAUGAUGGGCGGGCGUCAAUCAGGAGGUUCUAAAUCUUCAAAUUGUGUGGUUCCAAUUAAUGAUAUUCGUGGUGUAGAAAGUAUGGGAUAUGCCAAAGGUGAAAAAAUUAUCAGAUGUAAAUUAGCAGCUGUAUUCAGAUUAAUGGAUUUAUAUGGCUGGACCCAAGGAAUCUAUAACCAAGUUUCUGCCCGAUUAAAUCAAGAAGAAGAACAUUUUUUAGUUAGCCCAUAUGGUUUAUUAUGUAAUGAAGUGACAGCCUCUAGCUUAAUUAAAGUGGAUAUGCAAGGAAAUGUUAUGGAACCUGGGACUACUAAUUAUGGAGUAAACAUAACAACAUUUCAACUUCAUGCUGCUAUUUAUGCAGCAAGGCCUGAUUUAAAAGCUAUCAUCGAUGUACAAGUAGGACCUGUUUUGGCCGUAUCAUCAUUACGUUGUGGCUUAUUGCAUAUAAGUAAAGAAAGUGCAUUGAUUGGAGAUGUCUCGCAUUAUGCAUACCCAGGAUCUACUGUAGAUCCGGAUGAAAAAGACAAAAUUGCUAGAAGCUUAGGGCCUAUUAAUAAGGUUAUAUUUUUCACUAAUCAUGGUGCAGUUUGUUGUGGUGAAUCGAUAGAAGAAGCAUUUUACAACGCUUAUAAUAUAGUUACAGCUUGUGAAACACAGUUAAAAGUAUUACCUGUGGGAUUAGAUAACAUUAUGACAAUGACUGAAGAACAGUGCAAAUUCAUUUAUGAUGCUGCUAGGACUCCACCAGAAGGUACAUUACCUUCUCCGUUACCUGCAGGAGGAGCUGUUGCAGAUAAACGUUGGAGAGUUGGAGGUCUUCAAUUUGAAGCUCUUAUGAGAAUGCUAGAUAAUGCAGGAUUCCGCACUGGUUAUAUAUAUCGGCAACCACUUAUUAAAGGUGAACCUCCUCGCCCCCGUAAUGAUGUUGAAGUACCACCAGCAGUUUCUUCUCUUGGAUAUUUAUUAGAAGAAGAAGAGUUGUAUAAAAAUGGGCAAUGGAAAAAAUAUUAUGAUGGCCGCAAAUCAACUGAUAGAACAAAAUGGUUAAAUUCACCAAAUGUCUACCAAAAAGUGGAAGUUCUUGAAACUGGAACAUCAGAUCCUAAAAAAAUCACUAAGUGGGUAUCUGAAGCUUCUCCAAAUUCAAGUACGCCUUUUAAAAUUGAAGGACCUCUACAAUUUGUUCCAAAAAAUACUAAUCCAAAAGAGUUCAAAAAACUACAGCAACAAAUUAAAGAAAAUCGAAGAGCUGAUAAAAUUACUUCAGGGCCCCAGUCCCAAAUUUUAGAUGGUGUUUCUUGGGAGGAAGCUAAAAAAUUACAAGAUGCUAACAUAAACACAAACAAUGAUCAAGUUAUUUUGGUGGGUGCUGCGUCUAAAGGAAUUAUACAACGUAAUUUUCAACAUAAUGCAACUGUUUACAAAACACCUUAUGCAAAGAACCCAUUUGAUGCUGUCACCGAUGAAGAAAUAGAAUAUUAUAAAAAUUCUGUUGAGAGGAGUACAAUUGAUAAGGAUCAAAUAAUUGAUAUUAAAGAACAAAUGGAUAAUGUUCACUUUUCACCAGCCAGGCAAACUGAAGCAUUUAUUAUUAGUGAAACCGAAGAUGAUAGUAGAGCAGAAGCCAGAGUAUUGCAAGUGGAAAGAAAAUCGGUGCUGAAACCUGACCAAGCUGAAUUUGUUCUAAGUGAAGUACAAGACGAGUAUGACAUAAGUAAUUGUAAAGAAACUACUAUUAAACCUAUGUGGAUUACAUUACCAUCUACUGCUAAUAAGAUAAACGUUCAAGAAAUUUGUAAGAAAAGUGAAAAUAGUGAACAUUUAACAAGUGAAAAUACAUACAAUGGAGACCAAUCAGAUGCUCAUCAAAGCACAUUUUCAAGUAGUAAAGAGGGGUCACCCACUAAAGAAAUGUCCACUGAAGAUUCUUCACACAAGGACAAGAAAAAGAAGAAAAAAGGAAUUAGAACACCAUCGUUCCUUAAGAAGAAAAAAGAAAAAAAGAAGAGUAUUCCAGCUUAAUAACUAUAAUACGCAGACAACCGCUUUGGCGAACACAGCUUUGGUCAACCAGCACUAUAAAUAGUCUGUAGCUCAUUUAGUCAUUCAAUCAUCUUUUAAUAAUUUUGGACUCAACAGACUAAACCAUUACAAUUUUGACACCAGUGUCUAUUCAUUUUCCUUAAGUUAAUAGAUAUUUAUUUAAUCAAGUGCAUUAAAUAGAUGCAAUUAGUAACUAGUAAAUAAGAGUAAUCCUAUUUAUUUUUAAUGUCAUACAUAGAUUUGGCUCUAUUCAACAAAUUAAUCUAACGAUAAAUAUAUUUUAUUUAUUUAUUUUUUUUUUUUUUUGCUUAUGAAAUUAUUGUUACCAAAUUUUAAACUUUUUUUACAUUUAUUUCUAUAUUUAUAAAAAAUAUAUAGAUAAGCUUGAGAGUAAUUUAAAAAUAUUCUGGAAAUAUAAUGUACCAAUAUACAAUUACAUGUAUUCAAUUUUAAUUUCAAACAACUUAAACAGUACGUCCUGAUAACAUAAAUUAAAAAAAAAAUAAUUGAUUUAUUUUUUCUUUAAGUUUAGUAGGUCUUCAGUAUUAAUUUAUGUCCAAUUCGUGAAUGACUGUGGGAACAGAUUACUGAGUUAUUAUUAGUUAAUAUGUUACAUAAAAUUGUAAUACAAUUUUGAUCAGUUAAUUUACUUUAAAAUUAAUAAUUAAACCACGGGUCUAACUAUGAUCAAUAGGUGUCAAAUUUGACAAAAAAAAAAAAUCCGCUCUUUAAGUGAGUAUGUACUUGAAUGCUAUAUUCAUUUUUCCUAAAAGUAUAUUAUCGUAAUUAUUGCAACUUGUACUUUUUGUACAUUUCUAACCACAACAUUUUUAAAUAUUUAUCAUUCUCUUCAGCUUAAAAAUUCUUAAAUGUAUGGUUUUUUUUUUUUUUUUACUAGAAUUGUUAUUGAAAAGAUUAACUAUGCAUUUAAAUUUAUUUUUGUAACGUGGCUGCUAAUACGGUAUCUGAAACUCGUAUAUAUAUAAAUAAUUAUUUGUGAUAAAAAAAGUAUAUAUAUAUAUAUUAAAACUACUUUAUACCGUUCAUGUGAUCAUGAAAUUUACAUUGUGCAUAAAAUAAACUAAGAAAAAUGUUGGUGCAAGUAGAUUAGACAAUAUUAUGCACUUAAAUUUAGUUUUAUCUUAUCAAUUUGUCUGUUGCCAUUCAUCCUUGUCUGUUUGUAUCCAAAUUAUACUCUAAAAGGGUAAUACUAAAUCAUAUAAAUAUUUAUAUGAACAUUCAGACCAUCUAUUUAAUUUAUUGUAAUGUACAUCACUUAGAUUGUAAUUUUAUGACCAUUGGCAUCAAUUGCCAUUUUUUUUAUGUUUGUAGACAUUUAUUUGCUAUUAUUUUUUAAAUAACAGCCAAAUUGUAAAAACUGCCCUAAUUAACAAAUUAUAAUCGUGAGAAAUUAAUUAUACUUUUUUUAUACCUAUUUAUUUGUUAUAAAGAUUUUUAAUUAUUAUUUUUAUUUACAAAAUAUAUAAAUAUAUAUUCUCGGUAGUGUUAUGUAAAAAUCUUAUUAAUUAUAGAUAUAUUAAAAUGUUAUUUAUAACGUUUAUUUCAUUAUCUGUUUCAAUAAAGAGGUCUUUGAAUAAUUACAAUCGGAAUAUACAUUUAUAUAUUUAUAUACACUCGUAUAAACGCCACAUAAUAUAUUUUUUUUUAUUAUUAUUAUUUUCGUUACUUUUUUGCACAAAAAUUAAAACCGUAAACAUUUGUCUGUAAUAAUAAUUGUUUUGUGAGGCUUAGAGAAUUUUAUAAUUUUAAAAUAUUUAUUUAAUAUUUAAAGAGUGUAUUACGAUUGUGUUAAAAUGUACUGCAAAUCUAUUGAUAAAUGGACUAGGUAGCUUAAACUUUCUAUGUUGUGAUCAUUUAUAAAUGUAUACAAUAACUUUUUAUGUCUAUGCCUGCCACAAACGCCUGAUGUGUAUUUAUCGCAAUAACACAAAUAGCCAAGUUUGUUUUAUAUUUUUUAAUUUUAUUUCCUUUGCAUAUUGAUUUCACGAUAAUUAUUAAAUCUCCAUUCUUUAAUUGACUUAAUUUAUAAUUAUCGCUUUAUUGUCAAUAUUCAUAACAUUUGUAACACAAAUUCAUCAUAUUAAUUUUAAGCUUAAAAAAAUUAUUGUUUAAUUUAAAAAUUUUUUAUUAUUAUAAAUAUUUAUUUUGUUUUUGUGUUCCUUUUUUUGGAUUUUAUUUUGAUUUCAAAUUUUUAAAAUAUUUUCAAAACCUAAGCUGUAUCAUCAAUAUAUUGCUUUGUAUCAGUAA
Messenger RNA from Aphis gossypii (cotton aphid), 5079 nucleotides. It is a transcript of the gene hts, whose product is annotated as protein hu-li tai shao. The record is from RefSeq and is a predicted model, not a curated record. The transcript has 19 exons. The coding region runs from base 520 to 2790 and encodes 756 amino acids. Gene Ontology annotation, molecular function: actin filament binding. Gene Ontology annotation, cellular component: cytoskeleton; plasma membrane; postsynaptic density. NCBI's taxonomy places the organism in Eukaryota, Metazoa, Arthropoda, Insecta, Hemiptera, Aphididae.